Messenger RNA from Pleuronectes platessa (European plaice), 1950 nucleotides. It is a transcript of the gene lrit1b, whose product is annotated as leucine-rich repeat, immunoglobulin-like and transmembrane domains 1b. The record is from RefSeq and is a predicted model, not a curated record. Gene Ontology annotation, cellular component: endoplasmic reticulum membrane. NCBI's taxonomy places the organism in Eukaryota, Metazoa, Chordata, Actinopteri, Pleuronectiformes, Pleuronectidae. Bases 1 to 1950 code for a protein of 649 amino acids. The transcript has 4 exons. Gene Ontology annotation, molecular function: protein binding.
AUGAGUCGACAUUUCGCUGCUGCUUUUUGUUUGGCGUUUGUUUUUCUUCCUGUACUUGGCGGUUCGUGUCCUGCCCAGUGCAGCUGCUUCUACCACAAAUUAAGUGACGGAUCAAAAGCAAGGAGCGUGCUUUGCAAUGAUCCAGAAAUCACCGUGGUCCCUCCAAACUUCCCCAGCGACACGUCCAAGUUGCGUAUCGAGAAAACGGCCAUUACGAGGAUUUCCAGCAGCAACUUCCACUACCUCAACAACCUGGAGUUUCUCUGGAUGUCGUUCAAUUCACUGAAUUCGCUGAACGUCGACAGCUUCCGAGGUCUUUACAACCUGGACGAGCUCCGGCUGGACGGGAACGCCCUCACCUCCUUCCCCUGGGAGUCCCUGACCGACACGCCGAGCCUGAGGCUGCUCGACUUGCACAACAACAAGAUUUCCAGCGUCCCCGCCGACGCCACCAUGUACAUCAAGAAUAUCACCUAUCUGGACUUAUCCAGCAACAGCCUGACGACUGUCCCCGCUGAUGUCCUCACAAUGUGGCUCAGCGUGAAGCCGCCCCAGGACACAGAUUCCUCCAAACUAAUUCUCGGGCUCCAUGACAACCCUUGGGCGUGUGACUGCCGCCUGUACGAUCUGGUCCAGUUUCAGAAGUUCCCCUCAUCGUCCGUGGCUCUCAUCGACCCCAGGCUGAGGUGCGCCGAUCCAGAGAGCCUGUCGGGGGUCCUCUUCAACGAGGCCGAGCUGCAGCGGUGCCAGGGCCCCCGGGUGCACACGGCCGUGGCUCGUGUUCGGAGCUCACUGGGCAACAACGUCCUGCUCCGCUGUGGCACAAUCGGAGUCCCCAUCCCUGAGCUGACCUGGAGCCGCGCCGAUGGCAAGAAAAUGAACGGCACCGUUCAGCAAGAGAUUUCAAAGGAGGGCAUCAUUUGGUCUAUUCUGAGCGUCCCUGCUGUCUCCUACCAUGACUCUGGGAAAUAUCUCUGCAAAGCAACCAACUUUGUGGGCACCGCAGAUGCAGUCAUCUCCUUGGUGAUCACAGAUUCUUUUCGCUCGGAGGAGACAGCCGCUGGUGUUUCCAAGAAGAACAGAGGGAAGAAACCUGGUGGCGUCGGAAGAGCGGCGUACCAGGAGAAACUUAUCGCCAGAUACAUUCCUCCACCAACUAGCACGGCCGGGAAGCCCAUCAUCGAACCUCUCAAUGGCAAAGGUGUGACUGGGAAGUAUGAGAUCCAGAGCUACAGUGUCUCUGAUGGAGCUUCUAAGGGACAAGGCAAGGAUUCGGACCAGAAGUCAGUGGAGGUGGAUGCUUUGAGUAACUUAGCAGCCAACGCCUCGUCCUUACAGCAAGCUCCUGAGAAAAGGAUAGUGCGUUCGGUGAAGGUGAUGGGUGACACCGACCAUACUGUUUCCUUGAACUGGCGAGCCCCCACAGCCAUAAAUACCACAGAGUUCAGUGUCCUAUAUGCUGUAUUCGGUGAGAGAGACAUGCGUCGGAUCAAUGUGGGUGCUGGAAAGAACCGGAUCACCAUUGAUGGCCUCGUGCCAAAAACAAAGUAUAUUGCUUGUGUUUGCGUCAAAGGGCUGAUCCCGAAAAAGGAGCAGUGUGUAAUCUUCUCAACAGAUGAAGCAGCCAGUGCGAGUGGCACCCAGAAGCUUAUUAACGUGGUGGUGAUAACGGUGGCCUGUGUGAUUGCCGUCCCCCUGACACUGAUCGUGUGCUGCGGGGCGCUGAAGAAGCGCUGCCAAAAGCUGCUGGGGCGGCAGUCCAAGGAUAUACAGGACUCGUACGUCACGUUCGAGACCCUCGGCCCUGGGACCAAAACCAAAGGGAUGGAGGGCGAAUAUCUGACGAGGGUAAGCCCCGAUGAAUCCAACCGGCUGCUCUCAGGGAGGUCCAGUGUUGACUCAGAGGCCUUAGCCAGGACUGAGGGGCCACCCAACGAGUACUUCUGCUAA